AUGGCCCCGCCUACGAAUCGCGCAGAGAUCCUCGCAAAGCUGCGCACUGAUGCAGCUAAUGGCAAGUCGAUUGUAGGAGCUGGUGCAGGCAUCGGUCUCUCCGCCAAAUUCAUCGAGAAGGGCGGCGGAGACCUCAUCAUCAUCUACAACUCCGGGAGGUUCCGGAUGGCCGGUCGAGGCUCGCUGGCCGGUCUGAUGCCGUACGGCAACGCCAAUGAUGUCGUGCUUGAGAUGGCAAACGAGGUUCUGCCCGUGGUCGAGCACACGCCGGUGAUUGCCGGAGUGUGCGCGACUGAUCCCUUCCGCUCAAUGCCGUCGUUCUUAAAGCAGUUGGAGGAUAUUGGCUUCGCGGGAGUGCAGAAUUUCCCGACAGUUGGACUCAUUGACGGCCAGUUCCGCCAAAACCUCGAGGAGACGGGCAUGGGCUUCAAGCUGGAGGUGCAAAUGAUCAAGACGGCGCACGAGAUGGGCCUGCUCACCACACCGUACGCCUUCAGCGUCGACGAGGCAGCGCUGAUGGCGCGAGCCGGAGCCGACAUUCUCGUUGCGCACAUGGGGUUGACGACGUCCGGGUCGAUCGGCGCCCAGAGCGGCAAGAGCCUUGACGACUGCGUAAAGCUGAUCCAGGAGAUGCGCGACGUCGCGGCCGGCAUCAAUCCGGACGUGCUCGUGCUCUGCCACGGUGGCCCGAUCGCGCGUCCCAAAGAUGCGGAGUACGUCCUCUCUCGGACGAAGGGGGUGCACGGCUUUUACGGCGCGAGCAGCAUGGAGCGGCUGCCGGUGGAGGAGGCCAUCACCAACAUCACGCGCGAGUUCAAGCAAGUGCAGCGCGCGUGA
Messenger RNA from Lasiodiplodia theobromae, 837 nucleotides. Its product is annotated as TIM-barrel signal transduction protein. NCBI's taxonomy places the organism in Eukaryota, Fungi, Ascomycota, Dothideomycetes, Botryosphaeriales, Botryosphaeriaceae. Gene Ontology annotation, molecular function: catalytic activity. The transcript is spliced from 5 exons. The record is from RefSeq and is a predicted model, not a curated record. Bases 1 to 837 code for a protein of 278 amino acids.